CUGCGUAAUGCUUAAUGGAGCUAGAAUGUCCAGGAUCGAUUUGCACAGGUGCCGUUUUGCAAACACGACACACCCACACACCCACACGCCCACACACGUGAACGGACACAGCGACAGGCACGGACACGCACAACCAUCACCACACAUUGGCGGAUGAAUUACAGACACCAUCACAUGACAUAGCGUGGCGCGGUGCUCACGCACGCGCUCCCAUGCUCAAAAGCCAAAAAUAUACUCGAUCUAUCAGCCAACCACCAAGCCAAAAAGUGCAGUCGAUUAUUCACCGACAACCAGUGUACUCUCUCAUCUCACCAUACACUAUCCGUGCGAUUGGUGACUCGAAAGCCCAAUUCACAAUACACACCUAUCGGUCGCAUCAUCAUUCCACAACGUAUUCCAUUCGUUUCUGCAUCUCUGCUGGUGCAGUGGUGGUGUUGUGGUUGACAUCUCUGCUGAGUGGUGCCCUCUUUGGUUUCUUAUAGCCGACCCAGCAGGUCAUGCACGGCUCUCGCUGCUCCUCGCGCCUCGCUAAGGUGUCCGGGAAGACGCAGGGAGAGAAGAGCGGAUGAUCACGAUAUGUCUCACUCGCACCUGCACCCAUCCAUCCAUCCAUCCACCCACCCAUCCAUUCAAUGACAAAACGAAUGAGAUCAGGUGUCUCACCGUGUUCGUAUGUCCUCUGCAGCCAAUCGGUUUUCAUCUCUUCACUGAGGCACUGUCUUGUUAUAGCGCGGAGCGUGCUCCUGGCGGUGGUGCUGUUGGGUGCGUUCCACAGCACCUUCCGGCUGUAGUACUUCAUCAAACGCAGCUUCUCGCGAAUGGCCUCUGGGUCCAUAUACAGCUCGUCAAGUACAGGCCUCAUCGCUUUCCGAGGAUCCUCCUUGAAUGCAGAGCCCUCCACCGCAUAAGUGAAGUUCCUGAACACGGACACAGACACACAUAGACGGACAACAUGCCUGCCUCCCUUGUGCUAUCUCAGUGUGCAUGUAUCUGACCUCCAUGGAACUUCGCAUUGGAAGGAGACCGCAUACCUGUACAUGUCCGCCACCUCAGUGAUCAGCACAUUCAGUGUAUGCCCCCAAAACCCGUCAGUGUUCCGCGAGCUCGUUACAUCGGUCCCCCGGAAGCACAGAUUCAGCUUCGAGUUGGCCAGUCGGUGCAUGAACGAAGCCUCCGCAUACAGUGGAUGUCGGUCCUUAUGGUCGCCCCCACCGUGGCACCUCUCGAAGUUGCCCAAUUUGACGCCGGUUGAGCCCAGAUUCUUGGUUCCGCGAGGGCAAUAAGGAAGCUCGCCUUUCCGCCUGGCAGUCGAGACGAAGACGUUCUUGCUCGGCGUGCAGUUGGUGCAUGAUUCGGGCGAAUAGUGCCAGCCCGCCAGGUGCUUCAAUGCCUUCUGUCUGAAGGGCCGGAAGCCAUCAAUGGCACCUGAAUGCAGACACCGUAUAUGGUGCAGUCCGUGCUGUGUGGUGAAUGUGUGAGUGCACCUACCCUGGAAGAACAUCAUGUAAUCGCGGGCGAACCAAUCGUAACGCGAUGGCGGGUCGAGUGCCGUGUGAACCAGGUCGUCCUCGAAGACAUCUGCGGGAUCGAUGAGGCCCCGCUGCAACAGACUCUCCUUCUCGAAGGGCUGGUAGGCAGGCUGCAGCGCUGUCAUGGAGGACCUGCAGCCACAUGCAGACACAAGCAGACAGACGACAGGCUAUACAAUACACACGCUCGGGCGGCGGACACACGUGUGUAUGUGGAUGUGUGCGCACGUGUGGGGGAUGGUGACAGCGCAGCCGAAGAGGCCUUUAUCUGAGAGACAGACAGACAGUUCAGGGAAUAAUCUCGUGCAGUGCUGGUCUCCCCCUCCUGCUCGCACACGUACGGUUGUCAGUGACGUGCCGUCCCCAUGUGAUGUUCUUGGCGAAGGUGGCGAAGGUCUUGCCCAGUGCCCGCUUGAUGUCGCCGUUUUUGAACUGCCAGUGAGUUGCCUGACGAUAGAUAGAUUGUUCAGCAUAUGCAGUCUAGCAACACACACACCAAGCGGCUGGUUCAGUGCCAUGCUCACCACCAUCACAUGAUCGAGGCCACCAUUCCUCCGCCAAUGGGGCAACUGGGUGACCUGAAGGGACGGGCAGCAUCACAUGUGCGAAACCUAGACCGACGUACGACUACGGGAACACUGGCUCUCACCUCCUUGACAGCAAUCGUACCCAGCAGGUGGAUCGCCUUCUUAUCCUUCUCCCCACAGGUGCGCUGCAGCAACAGAACUGCACACACAUAUGACAGUGCCACAAAACACACGCCAACAUGUGGUGAGCCAUCCAUGGUGCAGCACGUGACACUCACCCACCCACCCACCUGGGUACACAGGCAAGACGAAGACGAGCGCCUUGUCGGGGUCACGCGUCCUCCAUGGGUCGUUCCACAGCUGGUCCAGCCAGAAAACCUCAUUCAUGUUCUUCCGUUCAUUUCUGUCCAAGUCCUCGGGCCACUCCCCGUUCAGGAUGCUCUGCGCGGCCUCCUGGCACAUGUCAUGGAGCUCCGUCAGCGCCGGGGUAUCAAGAAUGAAGAACGGCACUUCCAGCUGACUCUCGAGUGCCUCCAGAUCAGCGAACCGGCCGCCGUAUGGAUGAUAUCGAUUGUCUUCUCCAGCUGAAGGCAGACCGCCGCUUGCCGUGCAUUGUCCCAUGUUGAAGACGGCGUGCAGUGUGGGAUGCAGAGGGGUGCCGAUGGUGGCGUUGAGCAGCGCAUCCCUGUAGUAGUGGGUGUAGCUGCCUAGUGGUCGGCGCAACAAGUUGAACAGACAGCCGGUGAGGGUAAGGGUCAAGGCUGAUGCAGUCAGUGCGGGGAGGGAGACCCUCAUACGCACCAACCAUGCAGAAACAGGGGAACAGCC
This is a messenger RNA of Vitrella brassicaformis, 2884 nucleotides long. The record is from the annotation of a GenBank genome assembly. Lineage: Eukaryota; Vitrellaceae.